AAAGCAAGGAAUUAAGUACCAUAGUAGAAUAUGCUGCAAAAGCACCGAAAAAUGUUUGACUCGUUAACGUUUCUCUUUGAGAAGGUGUUCCUUUUCACCAACUUAAAUUUGUUUUGUACUAUCUCGACAGACGGAGAUAAAAAUGCAAACUACUUUGACUGGUCUUCUUUUACAAGAGGCGAUUUGUUAGAAGUGCCGCGUACUCUCUUCAUUCACUUUGGCAUUUAUCUCGGAGACAAUAAAGUUGCUCAUUUGAUGCCAGACAUCCUGCCCGCACUUACCAACGACGAGCGUCAGAUUCACAACGUUGUGACGAACAAGAGACUUCUUCUGGGCGUACUUUCCAAGAUUGCUAGUAUACGAAUUGACACUGUGGAAGAUUUUGCCUAUGGGUCCAACAUUAUAGUGAACCACAUGGACAACAUCCUCCAGAAACAGCAACUUCCAAACGAAGAGGUAGCAAGAAGAGCUGAGAAACUUGUUGGAGCAACACCAUAUAGUCUGCUUUGGAAUAACUGUGAACAUUUUGUCACAUACUGCAGAUAUGGGCAGCCUGUGAGUUUGCAAACAGACAAGUUCUGCGAUGUUCUGAAAAGGAUCAUCCGAGAUCAGAGAAGUUUUAUGCUGACGGCUAUUCUGGGAAUGAUAUCUAUCCUUUAUCUUGGUCUGGCUCCUUCCACCACGCUGCCAACCAUUCUUAUCCCAUUCACCCUUUGGAUGGCCAGUUAACUUCUGCAAAAGACAAAACAACAUAGUACUUGUUGCUUAAUAUAAAGGGAGGGGAUAUGUGUUGUGUGUUUUGUGUUUGCAUUUUUUUUUUUUUUUGUGAU
This is a messenger RNA of Acipenser ruthenus (sterlet), 830 nucleotides long. Its product is annotated as lecithin retinol acyltransferase-like. Gene Ontology annotation, molecular function: phosphatidylcholine-retinol O-acyltransferase activity. The record is from RefSeq and is a predicted model, not a curated record. The coding region runs from base 31 to 729 and encodes 232 amino acids. The transcript is spliced from 2 exons. Gene Ontology annotation, biological process: retinol metabolic process. Lineage: Eukaryota; Metazoa; Chordata; Actinopteri; Acipenseriformes; Acipenseridae.